UCUAUUUUGAUUAGUCCUGUCAUACAACAAAACUCCAGUUGAUAAAUAAACUGACUAAAAUUAAUAUAAUUGUUUAAAAAUAGAAAAAAAUACUGAAAUAAAUGUGCCUAAUUGAACGUUUUGUAUGCAAAUACAUGGUUAUCAAGCCUUAUCAAACAUUAUUUUUAGAAUUAAAAACGUUUUACUGAAACUAUUUUUGGGGAUUGUAUAAGUGAGAACACCGGGGACAUUUAUCAUCAUCAGCAACGUCAUUCUCACCUCCAUCCAUUAACAGCCAGAGUUUAUGGAGUUUUGUUUUGAUAAAAGGACAGACAGACAGACAAUCAAAACUCGAGCAUAUUUCAAUUUGAAUAUCAAAUCUAAAUCUAUUGUGGUGUUGACCAAAGGUAGAACCCCUCCUCAACCAUGAAAGCCCAACAUUUACAGGCCAUGUUCGCUCGGCGCCGCGAAAUGGAGCACAUGCACAUUGAACGUACCCAAGCCGUCAAUAAAUACUUCGAUCAUUGGGGUAAAGUCACCUCGCGUUUUGAGAAUUGGACUACGCCUGAGUAUUACAAACAGGCAGAGGAAAAGCUGCAGCGCUCCAAACAGGAAAAAGAGAAGCAAAAACAACUAAGCGAACGCAAGGAAAAACUAGCCUUGCUUUUCGACCAAGAAAAAGAGCAAUACGAUGUGGAAUUGAGAGAAAAACAAAGAUCACGCAAAACUCGAGCUCUUAGCACCUCAACCUUAGAGAAGAUCAAUGUGAAUCUUAAAGAGCAACAAGCCAUUCGCAGAAAAUUGGAACUUGAAGCCAAACUCUAUGGCAAAUGGCGCCAUGGAGUGGAUGAUGCCAAUCUCAUAUUUGAAUCGAAAAAUGACCAUGAGGUUAUAGCCAAACUAAGUUGGUUGGACAAGCAGGUGGAGAAUCAGCUGGAGAAGGAAAAAGAUGAAAUCGAGGCCAAGGAGAGAGAUCUUCGCCUGCAGGCCGAACAAAAUCGUGCCGAGGAGUUGCACAAGCAACGCCAGCAGAUACGUGAAAAGGAGAUACGAGAAAUCCGUGCCUUGCAGGAAAUGCAUAUGGAACAAUUGCAGGAGCGUCAAAAGGAAAGUGAAACUCUAAAGGAGAGUGAGCACAAGUUGCGCGAAAACAUAGAGGAAUUGGAAAAGGAAAUCGAGCUAUUGGAUGAGAGUUAUGCCGUCAUGCAACAAAAGGCCGAUUUUGGAGGAGCCUAUAAUUUGACCAAAAUUAAGGUGUUCAUGCGCAAACGCUCCGAGGUCUUUCGCAAUCAAAUAAAAUUGUGUAUCAGCAUUUUGGAGAGAAUGUUGCCGGAGGCCUGCAAACCCGAGACUUUGCUGGACUUCAAGGAGAAACUCUCCAAGCAGUUGGACUCGGAGAUGUACACCCUAACCCAGAUUGAUGCCAUGUAUGAGUCUGAGGCCAAAUAUAAUCUACAUCGCUGUGAGGAUCUUUGGCAAACUCAAACUUCUGAGCGUUAUAAAGAACUCAAGGACUUGCUGAAUCUGGAACGCAAUUCCAAGGGCAAAGUGUUAAAUGAUGUAUUGCAGCGCGAAAGUGAAUUGCUUGACAUACGUUCCACCCAUUUGAAUGCAAUUGAAAAUACAGGGGAAAAAUUAAAACAGUUGAUCAAGGAGGAAGAGGAGUCACCACGUGCUUGCAUUGUCUCUCAAGCUGAUCAUAUAACCGAAUGCUGUCAUGCCACCACGGCUUGUUCACCACGCAGUUGUCACUCAUCGACUUGUGAUACCGUGGACUCAUCACGUAGCUGUGCUCCUCCCUCCCGCAUAUGUCAUGAGUCUCAUAGUGCUUUGAAGUUGCCCAAUGAUACUUGCAAUUUAAAUGCUUCCCAAAAGAAACGAUACGAGCAUAACAUCUCCAAUACUUUCAAAGAUUUGAAUUUGGAUGUUUGGGAGAGCAUGCCUAACUCACCAAGAGAUUUGGUCAAUCAGCGUGUAGAUGCUCAACGUUCAUUGCGGGUGGUUACCUCGGAGACAGCAGAGAGGCCGAAAUUUGGUCGAAAACGUGUGGCCUGGACAUAAGGAGUUGAGUUUAGUAUCCUUGAAAUAUAUUUUUGAUGAACUUUUAAAUAAAUGAAAAAAAACGAA
Stomoxys calcitrans (stable fly) is the source of this 2106-nucleotide messenger RNA. RefSeq names its product trichoplein keratin filament-binding protein. NCBI's taxonomy places the organism in Eukaryota, Metazoa, Arthropoda, Insecta, Diptera, Muscidae. The record is from RefSeq and is a predicted model, not a curated record. The transcript is spliced from 3 exons. Gene Ontology annotation, cellular component: keratin filament. Gene Ontology annotation, biological process: apoptotic process. The coding region runs from base 406 to 2040 and encodes 544 amino acids.